UCAAGUCAAGCCCCUUCUCGUGGUUCUGCUAAGGAAGGUGACCUGGAACAUUUAGAGAGGCUGGACUGGGCCUGUUUGUGCCACGUGCCGAGAGAUGGAGAGAUGAGGCUGACUGUGAGACUCUCCUGCCCAGCCCCAGUGUAGGUCUCUGAGGGGUGGUGAGCAGUGGGGGCCACAUCAGACUGGUCACCAAUACAUCUGGCUCUGUCGUGGCUCUGUGGUCACUCCUGGGGGUCUGAUCUGCUUUGCUAAGUCAUGGAGACGGAAGAUGUUUCAAAGGCUGAAGACAAAGCUGAGGAUCCAGCUUCCCAAAAUGAAGGCCAGCCUGAUGUUGCUCAGCCUGACUUCCCACAUGGAAGGCAUUCCCAGGGCCCCACAGCUCUCUGGGAGAUGCUAGAAAGGAAGUUUCUGGGAUAUCAGCAGUUGGUUCAUAGGAGCCCUGCUGAACGUCAGAAGAGCCUGUUGAGUCUUCUCCCAUUGUUCCUAAAGGCCUGGGAACAUUCUGUGGGGAUCAUCAGCUUUCCCAAUCUCCAAAUGCUGGCAGAAGAUGUUUCCAACCAGCUAGCCCAAGAAAUACACAAGGCACUUGUGGGAAAGCCUGCAGAACAAGCACGGGCUGCAGCCGGGCAGCUGCUGCGGUGGAAGGGAGAUGCGGAUCAGGAUGGCUACCUGCUCCUGAAGUCAGUGUUUGUGCUCACGGGGACAGACUCAGAGACACUGGGCAGAAUUGCAGAAUCUGGACUCCCAGCCCUGCUCCUGCAAUGUCUUUACCUCUUCUUUGUCUUUCCUCUGGAAAAGGAUGAGUUUCUUGAGAACGAUAUUCAAGUUCAGAGGAUGUUCAUGCAGAUGUUGGUCAACAUUUGCAGUGAGUCUCAGGGGCUGGAGAGACUUCUCUCAGGGAAUGAACUCCAGUCUUUAAUGAUUGCCACAACCUGUCUCCGGGAGCACAGCUGCUGCUUUUGGAAGGAGCCCACCUUCUGUGUGCUGAGGGCCAUCUCCAAGGCCCAGAACCUCAGCAUCAUACAAUACCUGCAGGCCAUGGAUUGUAUCAAGAUCUCCCUGCAGAACCUCUCCAGGCUUGCAGCCUCUCUCCCUGCCCCCGAGGUGAGCGAGGUUGUGAACCUGGUCUUGGGCUUCGUGAAGGACUCCUACUCUGUCUCCCCUGCUCUGCUCCUGGAGUUUGAGAUCGGGGAGGGCUAUCCCCUGCUCCUCAAAGUGUUACUCCGGUAUGACGGGCUGACCCAGAACGAAGCAGACCCUCACCUGGAGGAGCUCCUCGGGCUGGUGGUGUGGCUGACAACCUGUGGGAGUUCAGAGCUGAACGUGUUUGACAGUGUCACUUACCCUCAGCUGGAAGGCUUCAAGUUUCAUCACGAGGCUUCUGGGGUAACUGUUAAGAAUCUUCAGGCCUUCCAAGUCCUGCAGAAUGUUUUCCACAAAGCCAGAGACUCUGUCCUAUGCACGAAAGUCUUAUUGGCCAUCAGGACCAUGUGGGCCUGGAACGCCCGCAACUUCUUCCUGCUGGAGUGGACCCUGCAGCCCAUCUCGCAGUUUGUGGAGAUGGUGCCCCUGAAGCCAGCCCAAGUGCAGAUGCACUUCUUCCAGUUGCUGGAGGCCCUGGUGUUUGAGCUGCGUUAUGUGCCCCAUGAGAUCCUGGGAAAGGUGCAGCGCCUGAUCAAGGAGAGCUCAGAGCCACUCUGCACCCUUGCGGCCCUGCAGAGUAUCCUCAGGAUAGCUGGGGCAGACCCUCUCUUCACAGACAUCUUCCGGGACUCGGGGCUCCUGGGCCUGCUGCUAGCCCAGCUGAGGAGGCGGGCCAAGAUCCUGAGGAAGUCAGGAAACAAAGAGUCCAUUCUCGGUGCUCAGGAUCCAGAAAGAGAACUGACCUGUGUGAUGCUGGAAACCAUAGUCACGCUUCUAAAAGGCUCAGUUCGGAAUGCGGUUGUUCUGAAAGACCAUGGCAUGGUGCCCUUCAUCAAGAUCUUUCUGGAUGAUGAGUGCUACCGGGGAGCCUCACUCAGCGUCUUGGAGCACCUCUCAGUCAUCAACACCGAGGAGUACAUGAGCAUCAUCGUGGGUGCUUUGUGCUCUUCCACUCAAGGGGAGCUGAACCUGAAACUGGAUCUCCUGAAGUCUCUACUUCGGAUCCUGGAGACACCCAAAGGCCGUGCUGCUUUCAGAGUAUCCAGUGGGUUCAAUGGGUUGCUGUCCCUGCUCUCUGACCUGGAAGGGUCUCUCCAGGAUCCCCCACUGCAGACGUGUGGGGCGGUGUCUCCCAGCCAGACCCUGGACCUGGUCCUGCAUACCCUCUGUGCUGUGUCUGCGGCGCUGCACCAGGACCCUAUCAAUGGUGACUUCUUCAAGAGGAACGGGCUCUUUGAGAAGCUGGCUGAAGACCUAUGCUUGCUGGGCUGUUUUGGGGCCCUGGAAGAAGAGGGAGCCCCUGUGCACUCCUGGGAGGGCACAAAGGCCAGGUCAUUUGCUGAUUUACUGAGUGCGGCCUUUUCCUCUGCCAGCCCAUUCCCACCCAAGAUACAGAGCUGCCUCCAGAUCCUCAGCUUUUUGGACAUCAUGGCCAAUGGAACCCUCCACCUGUGCAGGGACCUGAAGGAGUCGCCGAGGGCUGGACAGGAGGCAGCUGUGGAUGCCCAGAAGGGAGAAACUAGCAGUGAUCCCCAAGGCAACUUCGAGCAGUGGCCGGAGCUGGAGGAGAGGAUGGAUGAAGGUGACACUGUGAUCAUGCAUCCCGGGGUCCUCUGCAUCAUGGUGAGGCUGCUGCCUCGGCUGUACCAUGAUGAUCACCCCCAGCUUUCCCAGGAGAUCCAGUGUUCCAUGGCCAGUCACAUCCAGUCCCUGGUGAAAUCAGAGAAGAACCGUCAGGUCAUGUGUGAGGCAGGGAUGCUCAGGACCCUCAUGACCUCCUGCCACCACAUCUUGACUACCAGCAGCAGCCCCCUGCACUCGGGCCUCAUCAGGAUUUUUGAAAAGCUUGCUUCUCAAGCCAUUGAACCAGAUGUGUUAAGACAGUUUUUAGGCCUUGGAACUCCCCCGCCUCAGUCGGCUGCAAUGAGAAUUCCCAAUUCAUCUCGUGUGCAUGGAGGGGACUCUGGAUGCUCAGGGUCACAGGCAGGGGUACCAGUGACUGUUGAGAAUCCUGCGCGAGCCACCCAGGAUGCCAGCCCAUGCUCAGCAGCCACACAGACCCUCAGGCCCUCGGGGCCAUUCCAGGGCUCCACUACUGCCCUUCAGAUGGCACUGAGCCUCAUCUCCAUGACCUCCCCGCGCAACCUGCAACCUCAGAGGGCUGCCUUGGCUCCAUCAUUCGUGGAAUUUGACAUGUCUGUGGAAGGUUAUGGCUGUUUGUUUAUACCGACCCUGUCUACGGUUAUGGGAACCAGCACCGAGUACUCAGUCUCCGGAGGAAUUGGGGCAGGUGCUGCCAGGUCCUUCCCUCCCCCCGGGGGCCUGACCUUCUCCUGCUGGUUCCUGAUCAGCAGACACAGCACUGUCACCGAGGGCCAGCCGCUGCACUUCCUAACCCUGGUACGCCACCUGGCCAGGACCGAGCAGCCCUUUGUCUGCUUCUCAGUCAGCCUCUGCCUGGAAGACCUCUCCUUGAUUGUGUCUACAGAAGAGAAAGAGUUUCAGCCCCUGGAUGUUAUGGAACCUGAGGAUGACUCUGAGCCUUCUGCGGGACGCCAGCUUCGGGUCAGGUGUGGCCAGCUACUGGCUUGUGGUCAGUGGCAUCACCUGGCUGUGGUUGUCACCAAGGAAAUGAAAAAGAAUUGUACUGUUUCUACCUACCUGGAUGGACAGGUCAUUGGCUCAGCCAAGAUGUUGUAUAUUCAGGCCUUGCCAGGACCUUUCCUCUCAAUGGACUCAUCAUCAUUUGUGGAUGUUUAUGGAUAUAUUGCUACACCUCGGAUUUGGAAACAAAAGUCAUCAUUAAUAUGGCGUCUUGGCCCUACAUACCUCUUCGAAGAAGCCAUCUCAAUGGAAACUCUGGAAGUUAUUAACAAACUUGGCCCAAGAUACUGUGGUAAUUUCCAAGCUGUGCAUGCCCAAGGAGAGGAGCCUGGUGCAGAAGCAGUGUCCCUGGUUGCAGAGGAAAGGGUUGCUUUUGGCCUUCACCUCGCCAGCUCCUCCAUUACCAGUGCUGCGAACAUUAGAAGCACGUACAACGAGGUGGACAGCCGCCUGAUUGCCAAAGAGAUGAACAUUUCAUCCCGUGACAAUGCCAUGCCUGUGUUCCUGCUAAGAAAUUGUGCUGGGCAUCUCUCAGGUUCUCUUCGAACCAUUGGAGCUGUGGUUGUGGGCCAUUUAGGGGUAAGGGUGUUCCACUCCAGCCCUGCUGCCAGUAGCCUGGACUUCAUUGGCGGGCCUGCCAUCCUCCUGGGCCUCAUUUCAUUGGCGACGGAUGACCACACCAUGUACGCAGCUGUGAAAGUCUUGCAUUUGGUCCUGACCAGCAAUGCCAUGUGUGACCGCCUGAUGCAGCAAAUCUUUGGGUACCAGAUAAUGGCGUUUCUCCUGAGGAAAAAGACCUCUCUCCUAAACCAUCGAGUUUUUCAGCUGAUUCUCUCCAUUGCUGGCACUGCAGAACUGGGCUUCGGGUCAUCUGCCAUCACCAACAUUGGUGUCUUCCAGCACGUCAUCUGCAAUUUUGAGCUCUGGAUGACUGCUGCAGACAACCUGGCGCUCUCCCUCUUUUCUCAUCUUGUGGAAAUCCUUCGAUCACCAAGGGAAGGCCCCCGGAAUGCUGAAGUGGCUCACCAGGCACAGCUUAUACCCAAGCUCGUCUUCCUCUUCAAUGAGCCAGGCCUCAACCCCUCCAAGAUCCCCAUCAUCAUUGCCAUUCUGGACUGUCAGCUGAGGGGCUACUUCAGCAUCCAGGAUUUUCUCAGAAUCGCAGUGUUUGUUGUGUACACCCUCAAACCUUCAUCAGUGGACGAGAGGCAGGUCUGUGUGGAUGGAGUCCUGGAGCCCUCUGUGCCUGCUGGAAGCCAAACAUCUGGAAAGACAAUCUGGCUCAGAAACCAGUUGCUGGAGAUGCUGCUCAAUGUAAUAUCUUCCUCCCAACUUCAUCUGUCCUCUGAGACAAAGGAAGAGAUGUUCCUGAGCCUGGCCCCUGACUGGUUCCUGCUGCUCAUGCAGGGCCACCUGCAUCCCCGCACCAUCGUACUGGGAUUAAAGCUGCUGCUGUACUUUUUGUCAAACCCCUCCCUCCGUGGGCGAUUUAAAGAUGGCCUGUCUGCAGGAUCCUGGGUGGAACGCAGCUCCGAAGGCAUGAACAUCAUGAUGGAUAACCUGAAGAGCCAUCUUCCCACACCUGACCAGAGCACCUGCCUGCUUCCUGGGUUCAGAGUCCUGAACAACUUUCUGGUCCACCGUGUUCACAUUCCGGAAGUCUACCUCAUCGUGUCCACCUUCUUCCUACAGACACCACUUACAGAGCUGAUGGAUGGGCCCAAAGACAGCCUGGAUGCCAUGCUUCAGUGGCUCCUGCAGAAGCACAACACAGAUGAAGUCCUCCGGGCUGGCCUGUGCACUGAGGGUGCCUUGCUGCUUCUGGAAAUGCUGAAAGCCACCAUGAGCCAGCCCCUGACAGGUAGUGGAGACGGCGCCUGGGAACAGACCUUCCCGGACAGCGUGCUGCACUUCCUUGGCCUUGUGCACAGCACCUACCCCCAGGACCCAGCCUGGCGGGCCCCAGAGUUCCUCCAGACCUUGGCCACCAUUACCUUCCCCCUGGGAAUCCACAAGGGGGUUACCAUUGAGUCUGCCCAGAACGCCAGCAGUCCCGGGCCCAACGCUGGAGAUUACAGCAUUAUGGAGGGACUACAGGCUCCUGCACAGUCACAUCCCACAAGGAGACAGCUCAGGAAGUUCAUGCAGCUACUCUUGAGGGAGCUCUUGCUUGCAGCUUCCAGCCCCAAGCAGUGGCUGCUGCUGGAAGUCUUCCUGGAGGCUUCUCCAGACAAUGCCACCAGCCAACAGAAGCGAGACUUCCAGUCUGCGGUCCUGCUUUCCACCAUGGAAAUAUUUCAUGUGAUGAGUGGAGGCAACAUGUCGGUGCUCACAGGCAGUAAAGAGUCACAGCCAAACACAGAAGCUGCUGCUGCUCCUUCAUAUGUGAAUAUCUCCCACUUUACCCAGAAGCUGGUGGAGAAGCUGUACAGUGGGAUGUUCUCAGCAGACCCCAGACACAUCCUUCUCUUCAUCACAGAGCAUAUCAUGGUGGUCAUCGAGAAUGCCUCUUCUCAAAGGGACACUGUCAUCAGUGCUUUAUACAGCAGUUUAAAUAAAGUCAUUCUUUAUUGCCUCUCCAAGCCCCAGCAAUCCCUCUCUGAAUGUCUCAGCCUUCUCAGCAUCCUGGACUUUCUACAGGAACAUUGGGACAUUAUCUUUGCCACCUAUAACUCCAACACCAGCUUCCUCCUGUGUCUCAUGCAUUGCCUGUUCCUGCUCAGUGCAAGGAGUUAUCCAGAAGGAUUUGGAUUGGAACCCAAACCUAGAAUGACUCCUUAUCAUCAAGUGUUUCUUUCUCCCAAUGAAGAAGUGAGAGAAAAAAGAGAGGACGACUUCCCUAGUUUGAGUGAUGUCCAGCACAAUAUCCAGAAGGCAGUGCGGACCCUCUGGCAGCAGCUGGUGGCACAGAGGCGGCAGGAGCUGGAGGACACCUUCAAGAUUGAUCUUUCUGUAAAACCUGGGGAAAGAGAAGUGAAGAUUGAAGAGGUCACCCCUCUCUGGGAGGAGACAAUGCUCAAGGCCUGGCAUCAUUACCUAGCAUCUGAGAAGAAAUUGCUGACCAGUCGCUCAAAUGUGGGACACCAUAGCAAAGUCACUUCGUGGAGCGGAAGCUGGUCCUCAGCCAUGAGGUUGAUGCCUGGGCGGCAGGCCAAGGACCCUGAGUGCAAGUCAGAGGAUUUUGUGUCAUGUAUUGAGAACUACCGAAGAAGAGGACAGGAGCUCUAUGCAUCUUUAUACAAAGAUCAUGUACAGAGGUGGAGAUGUGGUAACAUCAAGGCAGCCAAAGCCUGGGCCAGGAUCCAGGAGCAGCUUUUUGGGGAGCUGGGCUUAUGGGGCCACAUGGCAGAAGCCACACCUUGUUCCCGGUGGGAACUGGACUGGAGAGAAGGACCCGCCCGUAUGAGGAAACGCAUCAGGCGCUUUUCUCCGCUGGAGGCCCUGAGCGCACAAAGGCUCAAGGAAAGCCAAGACAGAAAUGGUGAUAGUUCUCAAACAAAUGUUGAAAGCCAAGAUAAGCCCACACCAAGGGAAGCUGACAGUGAGGGGGAUGAUCUGGUGGCAGUGGACUGCACCCAGCUGACCUUUUUCCCUGCCUUACACGAAAGUCAGCACUCUGAAGACUUCUUGGAACUGUGUCGGGAAAGACAAGUGAUUUUACAAGAGUUUCUUGAUCAUGAAAAGGUGACACAGAAGUACUCUCUGGUGAUCGUGCAGGGCCACCUGGUCUCUGAAGGGCUCCUGCUGUUUGGCCAUCAGCACUUCUACAUCUGUGAGAACUUCACACUCUCUCCUGUGGGUGAUGUCUACUGCACCCGCCACUGCUUAUCCAACAUCAGCGACCCAUUCAUUUUCAACCUGUGCAGCAAAGACAGGUCCUGCGACCAUUACUCGUGCCAGCGCCACAGCUAUGGUGACCUCAGGGAGCUCCAUCAGGCACGCUUCCUCCUGCAGGACAUCGCCCUGGAGAUCUUUUUCCGAAAUGGAGAUUCCAAGUUUCUUGUCUUCCACAAUAGUGAUCGGAGUAAGGCCUUCAAAAGCUUCUGCUCUUUCCAACCCAGCUUGAAGGGGAAAACUGUAUCGGAGGACCCCCUCAAUCUAAGGAGAUACCCCAGCUCCGACAGGACCAUGCUGCAGAGGUGGCAGAAAAGGGACAUCAGCAAUUUCGAGUAUCUCAUGUACCUCAACACCCUGGCUGGAAGGACCUAUAAUGACUACAUGCAGUAUCCAGUGUUUCCCUGGGUCCUGGCUGACUACACCUCACAGACAUUGAACUUGACGAAUCCCAAGACUUUCCGGGAUCUUUCAAAGCCCAUGGGAGCCCAGACUAAGGAAAGAAAGCUGAAAUUUAUCCAGAGAUUUAAAGAAGUCGAGAAGACUGAAGGAGACAUGACCGUUCAGUGCCACUACUGUACUCACUAUUCCUCGGCCAUCAUCGUCGCCUCCUACCUGGUCCGGAUGCCACCCUUCACCCAGGCCUUCUGCUCUCUGCAGGGUGGAAGCUUCGAUGUGGCAGAUAGAAUGUUCCACAGCAUGAAGAACGCAUGGGAGUCAGCCUCCAGAGAGAACAUGAGUGAUGUCAGGGAGCUGACCCCGGAGUUCUUCUACCUGCCCGAGUUCCUAACCAAUUGCAAUGCAGUGGAGUUCGGCUACAUGCAGGACGGGACAGCACUGGGGGAUGUGCAACUCCCUCCAUGGGCUGAUGAGGACCCUCGGAAAUUCAUCAGCCUGCACAGACAGGCUUUGGAAAGUGACUUCGUCAGUGCGAACCUCCACCAUUGGAUAGACCUCAUUUUUGGGUACAAGCAGCAGGGAUCGGCCGCAGUGGAGGCUGUUAAUACCUUCCACCCCUACUUUUAUGGUGACAAAAUAGACCUCAGCAGCAUCGGUGACCCCCUGAUCAGGAACACCAUCCUGGGGUUUGUCAGCAACUUUGGACAGGUGCCCAAACAGCUCUUUACUAAACCUCACCCGGCCAGGACUGCUGCAGGGAAGCCUGCCUCUGGAAAGGAUGUCUCCACACCUGUGAGCCUGCCCAGCCACCCACAGCCCUUUUACUGCAGCCUGCAGUCGCUGCGGCCCUCCCAUGUCACAGUCAAAGAUAUGUACCUUUUCUCUCUAGGGUCAGAGUCCCCCAAAGGUGCCAUCGGCCACAUCGUGUCCACCGAGAAGACCAUCCUGGCCGUGGAGAAGCACAAGGUGCUGCUGCCUCCUCUCUGGAACAGGACCUUCAGCUGGGGCUUCGAUGACUUCAGCUGCUGCCUGGGGACCUACGGCUCUGACAAAAUCCUGAUGACAUUCGAGAACGUGGCUGCCUGGGGACGCUGUCUGUGUGCUGUCUGCCCAUCCCCCACAAUAAUCAUCACCUCUGGGGCCAGCGCUGUGGUGUGUGUAUGGGAGCUCAGCACGGCCAAGGGCCGCCCAAGAGGCCUGCACCUCAAAAAGGCCUUGUAUGGACACACACAGGCUGUCACAUGCCUGGCAGCAUCAGUCACCUUCAGCCUCCUGGUGAGUGGCUCCCAAGACUGCACUUGCAUCCUGUGGGACCUGGACCACCUCACCCACGUGGCCCGCCUGCCUGCCCACCGGGAGGGCAUAUCUGCCAUUGCCAUCAGUGACGUCUCGGGCACCAUUGUCUCCUGUGCGGGAGCCCACUUGUCCCUGUGGAAUGUCAAUGGACAGCCCCUGGCCAGCAUCACCACAGCCUGGGGCCCAGAAGGAGCCAUAACCUGCUGCUGCAUAAUGGAGCUGCCAGCAUGGGACACCAGCCACAUCAUCAUCACUGGAAGUCAAGACGGCAUGGUCCGGAUCUGGAAGACUGAGGAUGUGAACAUGUCUGGCCCUGGGCGGACAGCACCAGAGGAGCCCUUGGCUCAGCCUCCAAGCCCCCGAGGUCACAGGUGGGAGAAGAAUCUUGCCCUGUGCAGAGAGCUGGACGUCAGCGUUGCUUUGACAGGGAAGCCCAGUAAGACCAGCCCUGCAGUGACCGCUCUAGCCAUGUACAGAAACCAGACCAAACUCCUGGUUGGCGAUGAGAAGGGGAGAAUAUUCUGCUGGUCUGCAGAAGGGUAGGAAGAAAGAGACAAUGGAGGUCCUGGCAUAGCAGCUGUGAGCAGCUGCACCAGGUGGAAUGCAGGCUGACACAGUGCUGGAUGCAAAGGAAACCCCAGGGCCUCGCUUCCUCAUGGCCUCUGAGGACAGGGCUGGCUAGCCAUCAGAGCUCCACACCCUGAGCUCUCGCCAUGGCCCAUGGGACUUUGGCCUUGGAUUGUAUAAGGAUGCAUUUUACAAAAUGAAUAAGAGCUCACAUGGGGGCCUGAGCACUGAAAGCCGAGACUCGCUGAUGCUGCCUGAACACGAAAUCACACACGACUCACCUUUUCAAAGGGUUAUUGCACUGGGAAAAAAAAAAAUCCGGUCUCUUACUGGAAACUAAUGGGAAACAUUGUAUUGUCUUAAUUUUAUUAAAGCAAUGAUUAUCCAAAUGCAA
Molecule: messenger RNA, 10237 nt
Organism: Hipposideros armiger (great roundleaf bat)
Lineage: Eukaryota; Metazoa; Chordata; Mammalia; Chiroptera; Hipposideridae
Gene: WDFY4
Product: WDFY family member 4
Exons: 62
Coding region: 256-9819 (3187 amino acids)
Biological process (GO): antigen processing and presentation
Molecular function (GO): protein binding
Source: RefSeq, a predicted model, not a curated record